CGCGUGGCAUCGGAGCAGCAGCUGCUGCUGCAGCAGGCGGCGCACCGCCGCCGCAGCUGCAGCAGCAGCUGCCGCUCAGCGCCACAGGGUUCUGCUUCCGCUGCAUCCACGCGCUGGGAGAGGAAGCAGCAGCUGCAGCAGCUGCAGCAACUGCAGCAGCAGCAGAUCAGCUGCAGCAGCUGCAGCAACUGCAGCAGCAGCAGAUUCAGCAACAGAAGCAGCAGCAGUUGCAGCAGCAGCAGAUGCAGCAGCACUUGUUUCCUUCUCGCCAUGAUGCGCAGGAACAGCAGCAGCAGCAGCAGCAGCAGCAGCAGAUUGAUCCUGGAGGUUUGCUGACACGCGCUUCAGCUGCUGGGCAUUCCUUGCUGGGCUUUGGCCGGCAGCUUGCGCGGAACUUGCUGCGGGCAAGCCCUGCGCCAGCAGCAGCAGCAGCAGCAGCAGCAGGCGCUGACGAUGGGCAGCGCAGUCCACAACAGCAGCAGCAGCAGCGGCAGCAGCAGCAGCAGCAGCAGCAGCGUGCUCCAUCUCGGACGCCCUCAGUCUGCUCCCUCAAAAGGUUUCUAGAAGUGCAGCCUCCCCCAAAGCGGAAACAAAGUCGCACGGAUCCUGCUGCUGCUCUUGGGCUGCAGCAGGAUCAGCAGCAGCAGCAACUGCUGCUGCUACAGCAGCAGCAGCAACAGCACGAAGAGUGGCAGGCGCUGCAGGCGAACGGCCUCCGGGCACAGCCACGCUGGCAGGAUUCUGGAUCUCCAGCAGCAGCAGCAGCUGCUGCUGCUGUAGCAGACACGGGCGUUACUUUGGAGGGGCAGCAGCAGCAGCUGUUGCUGCUGCACUUGCAGCAGCAGCAGUUGCUGCACCGCUGCAGCCGCCACGGCUUCUCGCUGCACCGAGCGCGCCUUUCGCUGCGUCGUCUUGCUGCUGCCUUUGGGGAUGAAAAGGAGCUGCAGCUGCUGCAGCAGCACUACGAGCGGAUGCUGCAGCAGCAGAAACAGCAGCAGCAGCAGCAGCAGCAAGAGGGAAGUACCCAAACAGGCCCCAAUGCGGACCAAGCCUGUGAGGAACGGCGUUGUCAGUCCGAGCAGCAGCAGCAGCAGCAGCAGCAGCAGCAUCUAACCACACAGCUGGGUGGGCGAUUCAUUUCUCUGCAUGCGCCGCUGUUGCUGCAGCGCGAGGAAGCAGUUGCUGCUGCAGUUUCAGCAGCAAACCAGUUGCUGCUCAUGCAAGAGUCUCAUGAACGUGAGCCUCUGCAGCAGCAGCAGCUGCAGCAAGGGCAGCGCCUGCAGCAAAUGCUGCUGCAGCAGGAAUAUGGUAGUCAGCUUAUGCUGCUGCUGCAGCAAGUGGAGCAGCAGCAAGAUGCAGUAGAGGAGUCUCUCCGGCUGCUGCUGCAGCAGACAAAUGCUGCAGCUAAAGCUGCGGCCAAUGCCACAGCUACUGCUGCAGCAACUGCUGCAGCGGCACCGUCAGAUGCUGCGAAAGGAGAUGAAGCAGCACAGGAGGCUUUUGCUGCUAAGGCGCAGCAGCAGCAGCAGCAGCAGCACAAGGAGUCCGUAGGAACUGGGCAAAGGCGUCUGAGCUCAUGCAGCAGCCCCAGCACCAGCAGCACCGGUUGCUGCAGCAGUGUUGGCAGCAGCGGCAACAGCGGCAGCAGCAGCAGCAACAACAACAGCAGCAACAGCAAUAGCAGGAAUGACGAAGAUAAAGCCGGAGGCGCAUCUUGCGCCGCCACCGCUGCAGCACCGGAUCAUGAGGCAGCAACAAAUGAUGGUGAUGCUGCUGUGCUUGCUGCUGACGAAGCAGCAACAGCAGCAGCAGCAGCAGCAGAAACGGCUGCAGAGGCAGCAGCAGCAACAAGGCAGAGCCUGAGGUGGCAAGAUAUCUUGGGCGUCCCGCAGGGAACCGUUGCUGCCCUGCUGCCUGCUGCUGGUGACUCCGCAGCAGCAGCAGCAGCGACAGCAGCAGCUGCAGAAACGACAUCAGCAGCAGCAGCAGCAACAGGAGCAGCAGCAGUAGCUCCAGAUUUGUCGGGUCUUCGCGCCUAUCCGCAUCUGCUGCAGGCGUUGCUGUCUUUGCUGCCAGGAGAGUCGCCUACCCUCGCCGCCAUAAACUCCCUCAUUGCGACCUUCAAUGCCCUAGAUUUGCAGGGUCCUGCCGCUGCUGCUGCUGAUGCAGCAGCAGAGCCUCAACCAGGUCCUCUUGUGUACUGCCUCGAGGCACUGCCCAUGGCCGCCAGGGAGCUGCAGAAGCUCAGCAGCAGCCAAAACGAGUUGCUGCAGAAGGCUCGAGAUGCUGAGACUCAUCUUCAGCGGCUUGUUAACCGCAUGCAGAGGCGACAGAAGCAGCAGCAGCAGCAGCAGCACGGAGCCACGCUGGUUGUCCCGGUGUAUGGCGAUGGAGUGGCGUAA
Eimeria tenella is the source of this 2402-nucleotide messenger RNA. RefSeq lists its product as uncharacterized. The record is from RefSeq and is a predicted model, not a curated record. The annotation marks the transcript as partial. The transcript is spliced from 4 exons. Lineage: Eukaryota; Apicomplexa; Conoidasida; Eucoccidiorida; Eimeriidae.